CGCACACACAGAAACACCGCUCUCCUCCAGUCUCCGCUCCUCCAGCGGCUCUGUCGGGUCUCUCUCGCCGAUGAGAGGCGCUCCUGCAGCGGGUGCAGAGCCGCGAGCGCCGCGGGGAGAAGCAGAGGAUGGGCUGCAAUCUGUGUAGCCUUCAGAAGAGAGAAGAGCAUUACAAACUCCUGUACGAGAUCGCACAGGUGAACGGGCGGGAUUUGUCCAGAGCGAGUCAUGAAGAAGCGCUCGAAGCCUUCAGAUCCGCUAAAGAGCCAGUGGUGGUGCAGGUGCUCCGGCGGGCCCCUGUUCCCCGGGGUCAGAGGUCACAGCUGGUGGAUGUUUGCACACAGACGGAGAUCACCUUCGAGCACAUCAUGGCUCUGGCCAAACUGCGCCCGCUGACGCCGCCGGUGCCCGACAUCUGCCCGUUCCUGCUGUCCGACAGUGGUCACUCUCUGCACACUCUGGAUCAGGAAUAUUUGGAGGGCAGUGAGUUCCUCUCCAGUCUGCCGGCGGAUGCGGAGCGCACUGAAGAUUUUGAGUAUGAGGAGGUGGAGCUGUGCAGAGUGUGUCGUCAGGAUAAGCUGGGCCUGACGCUGUGCUACAGGACUGAUGAUGAGGAAGAGUUCUCCAUCUUCGUCACUGAGGUGGAGCCGAACAGCAUCGCGGGCCGAGACGGAAGAAUCCGAGAAGGAGACCGAAUACUACAGAUAAAUGGGCGGGACAUUCAGGACAGACAGGAAGCAGUGGGCGUUCUCUCCAAUGAGGAGAGCAGGAAUAUCGUGCUGCUCGUGGCCAGACCAGAUAUACAGGAGGAGCCGUGGCUGGAGGACGAGCACAGUGAGUUUCUGGAGGAGCUGAAGAUGGAGAUGCUGGAGGAGCAGAGGAGAGAAGAAGAGGAGGAGGAGAAGAAGGCGAGAGCGGCUGGAGAAGAGUCCAUCACUGCCUCCUGCUCCUACAGCCCUGAGCAGAUCCUCCAGACUGACCCGUCAGAGAAGAGCGUCCUCUCCCAGAUCCAGAAGCGUCUGUCUCGGUGUCUGCGUCCGGAUCAGAUCAGCCCGUCUGAGACUCCAGAAGCGGAGCGUUUCCAGCAGCUGCUGGAGCUGAAGUGCCAGAUCCGAAACAGCGGCGAAUACGACCUGCUGUACCGCAGAUCCAUCCAGUGCGGCGGCGCCGAGAACGAGCUGCGUUUGCUGAACCAGGAGCUGCGCAGCAUCCAGAUCCAGUGCCAGAACAUCAUGCAGCGCCACAAGACGGACUCCAAACUCCCAGAGAUCCAGGAACAUCCGGAGCGAUCAGAUAAGGACAGCUCCAGUGCGUAUAACACGGCGGAGAGCUCCCGCAGUACACCCCUCGCCACAGAGAGAUCUCCAGAACACAGAACGCUCAGCCGGCAUCCAGAAUCAUCUAUCAGGAGCGCCAGUCCGGAUCACAGCAACCCGUCAGAGUCUCCGGACGAGAUCUCCAGCAGGUCCCUGCACUCCAGGAUCCCGGUGCAUCAGUGCCGGAGCUACAUGCAGAUGAUCCAGGAGCAGGCGGCGCUGGAGUUCGGGAUGAUCAACAUGAGCGUCCCGCAGGAGGACAAUAAGAUGGAGUGGAAGGUGAAGGUGCGGAGCGAUGGGACCAGGUACAUCACCAAGCGUCCGGUGCGGGACCGUCUGCUGCGGGAGCGAGCGCUGAAGAUUAAAGAGGAGCGCAGCGGAGGAAUGACCACCGACGACGACACCAUGAGCGAGAUGAAGAUGGGGAGAUACUGGAGCAAAGAGGAGAGAAAACAGCAGCUCCUGCGGGCGAAGGAGCAGCGGCGGAGGAGAGAAAUGAUGCAGCGCGGCCGGACGGACACCCACAACACCUCCAUCAUGGAGAUCAGCCAGCGCAGGAGCACCAAGAGGAGGAACAGGAGGAUUCUGGACAGCUGGAUCACCAUUCAGGAGAUGCUGAGCCACGGACACACAGCAGCAGCAGAGGGCGCCAGAGAGCACAGCGCCUUCCUCUCCGUCACCACCGUAUGACUUUACCCGCCGGGUACGAUCACUUCUGCCUCGUUCAAUGCGGCACUUUUUAUGACAGAUGACUCUGAUAUUUUAUAUGUUUUCUAUACGAGAGGUUCAUUGCUUUGGGUUUUUAUUUUUCAUUUAUUUAUUUGUUGUUGUGCGAUAUUUCAUGGAUGGAGUAAUUCACUCAAACUAAUGAUCUGACUUGCUUGUUCAAUUUAAACCUGAAUGACUUUCAUUCAUUCUCCUUCAGCUUAGUCCUUUAUUCAUCAGGGGUUGCCACAGCGGAAUGAACCGCCAACUAUUCCAGCAUAUGUUUUACACAGCGGCUGCCCUUCCAGCUGCAACCCAGUACUGGAAAACACCCAUACACCCUCAUUCACAUGCACACUCAUACACUACGGCUCAUUUAGUUGAUCAGUUCCCCUAUAGCACAUGUGUUUGGACUGUGGGGGAAACCGGAGCACCCGGAGGAAACCCACACCAACACGGUGAGAACAUGCAUGACUUUAUUUGACGUAAUUAUUUUAGAGUUUGCUUUCAACACUCACAAUUUCAACCCAGGCUCAUUCUGAAAACAUAGUCUGGGAGGUAUGUAUUUUUGCAGUUUUUGGUUUUCGCGAAUCCGCGAGAGGCCGUUGUGUGUGCCUUUUUGGCUUCUCGUACGUCUCCCGCGAGUGCCGUUAGCGCCCGCGCUGUUCUCGCGUGAACCCACCAGAGGCCGCUGUUGAACGAA
Molecule: messenger RNA, 2724 nt
Organism: Danio aesculapii
Lineage: Eukaryota; Metazoa; Chordata; Actinopteri; Cypriniformes; Danionidae
Product: PDZ domain-containing RING finger protein 4
Exons: 9
Coding region: 129-2006 (625 amino acids)
Molecular function (GO): protein binding
Source: RefSeq, a predicted model, not a curated record